CUCUGAAUCUCACAUCUCCCUCAACUGAAUUCCAUCUCCUUCUCUUUCUCUCUCCCGAACCCUAAUUCUAUCAAAUUUCUGCUUCGAGUCCUCCAUUUUGAGUGGCUUCAAUGGCGAAUCAGUUCGGCAGUUUAGUGGAAUCCAUAAAAUCCAAGGUGAAGGCGCUGAAGAAGUCGAAGAAGCCGUAUAUAAAGAUGGACAAAAGCUCCAGCGUCAAGGUUGAGAUCCGUAGCCGAAAAGCUCGAUUGUUGAUCGAUAAAACUAUGAAGGUUGCCGAUCGUCCUGGCAAGCGCACUGUUUCUUAGUCUUGAUUAUCAUCUCUGUUUCUUACCGACACUCAGGUUUUUUUAUGCUCUCUCGCUAUUUUUCUCUGUGAUCUUCGCGUAGUUGCAAUCGCGGAUUGUUCUUGUUUGUGAUGAUUUAGUUUUGGUUUGAUCGUGUAGCUACCGAUUCUGUGUUUCUCUCAUAGAUUCAGAUAUGGAACCGUUUCGGAUUAAUAGCUCCGAAACUAAACUUGUAACUAAUUACGAAUCGAUGAAAUUACGAAUUUCCGAGUUUCUGAGUU
Molecule: messenger RNA, 565 nt
Organism: Cucurbita pepo subsp. pepo (vegetable marrow)
Lineage: Eukaryota; Viridiplantae; Streptophyta; Magnoliopsida; Cucurbitales; Cucurbitaceae
Source: RefSeq, a predicted model, not a curated record